UUCCCUGCUGGACGCAUCCCACGGGGAGAAGCUUUUCCACUGGGAUUCACCCCUGGGCGGCGCCCACAGGGGUCUCCAAGGAGGAAAACCCAGGGAAGCUCCCACGACCCCACGUUCCCCAGGGUUUGGGGGCUGCCACCUCCUCCUGGAGCUCCUGUGCCCCACCUUCUCCGCGCUCUGGCUGUUGCUCCAGGCUGGAUCAGAGCCCAGCUAAAUUUAGAAGGAUCGAUUUCACCCCCUGCCUCUGCCCCGCGGGGGAAAGGACAGAGCAAAGGUGGCCGGGGACGAGGAGCCACGGGGGGCUCCCUUCUCUGUCCCCGGGACUUGUGGCACCCCGGACUGAUCCAGCUGCAGGGCCAUGGAGGAGCCCAGGGGGGCUGGAAUUUUCCGGGGUCACACCACGGCUCUCUGUGGCUGUCGCUUGGGGCAGAGCUUGUGACAAGGACGCCCGGUGUCCCGCAGGGAAGGAGCUCCCUGAGGAGGCUGAUACAGGGGAGCUGCCGAAUGAAGCCGGGAGCUGCUGGUGGGUGAGGGACCCCCCGAGCUCUGCAUGGAUGGGAAUGGGGAGAGCUGCCCACAGUAGGAGCCCGAGGCAGCUGGAAAACUCCGGCCUUUUCCUCCGAGCUUUCCUGCUCCUCUUCCUCUGCAGGCAUGUCUCUUCCCAGUGCAAGAUCCUCCGCUGCAACUCGGAGUACGUGGCGGCCACGCUGCACCUGCGCGGCCCCGAGCGCGGCGCCGCCUUCUGCACCGCGCUGCGCUCCUACUCGCUGUGCACGCGGCGCACCGCCCGCACCUGCCGCGGCGACCUGGCCUUCCACUCCGCCGUGCACGGCAUCGAGGACCUCAUGAUCCAGCACAACUGCUCCAAGGAAGGGCCCACGGCCCCGCCGCGGCCCCGGCCCGCGGCGCCCGACGCGCACGGCUUCGAGUCGCUCGACGUCUGCGAUUACGAGAGGAGUUUCCUCUACAAGCACGGCCGGCCCCCCGGUUUCCAGCACUGCGCUGCUUUCGGGGACCCCCACAUCCGAACUUUUCACGAUGACUUCCACACGUGCCGGGUGGAGGGCUCCUGGCCGCUCCUGGACAAUGACUACCUGUUUGUGCAAGCCACCAGCUCGCCGGUGGCCAAGGGGUCCAACGCGACGGUUACCAGCAAGCUGACCAUCAUCUUCAAGAACAUGAAGGAAUGCAUUGACCAGAAGGUCUACCAGGCCGAGCUGGACAACGUCCCGGCAGCCUUCCAGGACGGCUCCGUCAACGGCGGCGCGCGUCCCGGCGGGAGCAGCUUGGCCAUCUGGGAGCGCAGCCCCGGCCGGCACGUGGAGAUCCGCGCCGCCUACAUCGGCACCACCAUCGCCGUGCGCCAGGCCGGCCGCCAGCUCUCCUUCUCCAUCCGCGCCGCCGAGGAGGUGGCCGGGGCCUUCACGGAGGAGCAGGACCUGCAGCUGUGCGUGGGCGGCUGCCCCCGCAGCCAGCGCAUGUCCCGCAGCCCCCGCGGGCGCGGCCGCGUCCCCGCGGAGACGGCGCGGGCGCUCUGCCGGGAGAUGCUGCCCGUGGAGGACGUCUACUUCCAGUCGUGCGUCUUCGACGUGGUCACCUCGGGGGACGCCAACUUCACCAUGGCGGCGCGCGGGGCGCUGGAGGACGCCCGGCUCUUCCUGCCUGAUGCUGAGAAGCUCCACAUCUUCCAAGCUGGAGGAGGCUGCCAGCUCAGCUCCCCAUCGUUCCUCCUCCUCCUCUUCCUCCUCCCCUGUGGACUUUGGGCUGUUUUGUUGCACUUUUAA
Motacilla alba alba is the source of this 1784-nucleotide messenger RNA. RefSeq names its product hemojuvelin BMP co-receptor (gene HJV). The record is from RefSeq and is a predicted model, not a curated record. Bases 555 to 1784 code for a protein of 409 amino acids. The transcript is spliced from 4 exons. NCBI's taxonomy places the organism in Eukaryota, Metazoa, Chordata, Aves, Passeriformes, Motacillidae. Gene Ontology annotation, cellular component: plasma membrane. Gene Ontology annotation, molecular function: coreceptor activity. Gene Ontology annotation, biological process: BMP signaling pathway.